ACUCAUCAGUCAUGUCCAUGUGAAGUCGCCAACUUGGUCUGGAAUCAACUCGCUCCAACUCAACUCCAUCUCAGGUCAACUUGGUCCCAAGUCAACUCAGUCUCGUCAUUUUAUUUCUCCAUGGUCUCGUCAACUCAAGAUUGAAGGCAGGCUCUUGGCUGCAGCAGGAAUAAAAAUCUUCCAAGCUAGUUUCGACACACUUUAGCACAUCUGUAUUAAAGUAGGCCCUUCACGUAUUUUCAGAAUUCUAAAAGUGCAUGUACUGUGCAUGUUAAUUUACUGACAUGUGCACGUGAUGCCUGGCCUUGUAAUUUGGGCAGGCCAGGCUCUUGGAUGCAUCAUUAAUUACCAUAGAUAAGAAGGCAAAAUCUCAGUCUUUCUUGCUAGAAUGACGAACGUUGGCAUAUAAGUAUUUCCAGAAAUCUAACAUUGCAUACGUAUACACUUUAUUUACAAACAUACAAACACACUGUAUGUUAGCCUAUUUAGCCUGACACAAAUUGAACUUGCUUCCUGUACUUUUUGUUGUCAGUUGCUGUGGAAAUCAGUGGAUUCAGACUUGAACUUAGACCUUCUGGACUAGGACUCAAACAAUGAGAACUAGGCUUCCAGGACUUGGCCCAAGCCCCCCCUCCCCUGAUUUUUAACUUUCUUUUACCACGCAAGACUGGCCGUGCAGGUGGUCUAUGCGUUUAUGUGUCUGCGGUGCCGCGGCAUGCUCAAAAUGGGAAAACAGCUAGACAUGACAAGGUUUAGAAUGCUCCUUGGUCUGUUUGGAAAGGCAGGCUAUAAUUGUCCAAAUACAAAAGGAUUUGCACAGAAUCAUGCAAAUACGUUCUGUUCAUGGAAUUUCAAAAGUUUCCAUGAUUGACUUAGUAGUUUACAGUUUAAUGAGUUGAAGUUUGUUCUGUAGUGGGACAUGUUAGAGCAGACUGCCAGAAGUCAUUAAGUCUGUCGUGUCUGUGAUGGGUCGGAGUGAUGUCCAUGAGCAGGGCAGACGUCGGACCUUGAGAACGAGAGCAACCAUUAAGCUUGAGGAGGAAGUUCACGAAGAGAAGAUGAUGGAGCAAGGAGUGGCCAAUGAGUGGGCAGCAUCAGUGGAGAGCACAGAACCUGAGAGCGGGCUCAAGAGAGACUCAAGUUCCAGUCACGGUGAGGACCCAAGUGACAGCCACUCUGACAGUGAUGAGGAGCAAGAACAGUGGAUGGAGAAAACAGCAAGUAGAAAAGCUGUCACUUGUCAGUCAUAUUUGUCAUCUGUGAAGAAAUCAUUAUUUGCAGGUAGAUUUGGCCCAGGUACUUCCUGAUGUCUUAAUUAACCCUAAAAGAGCUUGGUUACAUCGGACCACCUCAUCAAGAAAUGGGCUGUCCAAUGCUGGAUUUUUACAAAUGACUUUCCUUCUCAAGUUUUAUGUUAAUCUGUCAUAUGGUUUGACAGUCACUUGGAAGUUGGCAAUGGCAGUGGGAAAAGCAUACAUUCUUGGUUGACCUCUCUCAGAAAAAUGGUGCUGUGCCAGAACAGUAUGUUGGAUUUUCACAAAAAUGGUGUUCGAAUGACCAAAAUGAGUUAUUAAAAAAACUUCAGAAGGCUUCUAGAAAAUAUGCACCUUGAUAAUAUUGGAAAAUAUGUUAAAGGGGGUUAGAUUGAGCAAAUGGUUGCCUUGUCCCCUAGGGUUUCAUAAUUUGCUGUGCAGCACUGCUCUACAUCAAAGAAGAUGGAUUGGGGCAACUGUGGCAAUUGGCCAUCAAACAUUGUUUGGCCCCGUUCGUCCUUUUAUUAAAGUUUUUACCCGGCACAGUUCAGUUUUUCUUCCUCAUAAAUUGCCCAUUAUUACAAGCUGUUAUUAGAAGCCAAAGUGCACAUUAUGUGAAAUUCCUGACAUCCCUGUUUAGUGAAUAUUUUGAAAAGAAAAUUUAACAUAUUUUCUCAAGUUUUAAUAUGAUAGAGCACUGAGAACUUUGUUUCCAAAAAGAUUUCCAAACUAAAAUCUAGCUUAAUUUUGACAAAUAUUGAACCAACACACAAAAAGGGACCAUGUUGUAAACACUUGUCAGUAUUUUCAGUCACCAUCCAAAAUUUCCGAUUUGUAUCCAACUCAACAGACAUGUGUACACUGUUGCAAUAUUUCUGCCCACACUUUUGGGCUCAAUCGUUGAUUUCUGUAGGAGCUGUUGGUCCAUAGAUAUUUUAGGUUUGUGGUCUUCCCUGAUUGACGUUACAGUGUUACUGUAAAAUAGCGCCCUCACUUGUUAGGAAAAGGGAAAGACAAUUUUAAGUGUUUAAAAAUGUCACUUUUUGACUCACUAAAGCCUGAAGGGGUGUCUGGAAAAAUAUUAUUAACAAAGAAAACAAAUCACAAAUGUUUGUAGAA
This is a messenger RNA of Acanthaster planci (crown-of-thorns starfish), 2372 nucleotides long. RefSeq lists its product as uncharacterized. The record is from RefSeq and is a predicted model, not a curated record. NCBI's taxonomy places the organism in Eukaryota, Metazoa, Echinodermata, Asteroidea, Valvatida, Acanthasteridae.